This is a messenger RNA of Vitis riparia (riverbank grape), 1439 nucleotides long. RefSeq lists its product as uncharacterized. The coding region runs from base 169 to 1164 and encodes 331 amino acids. Lineage: Eukaryota; Viridiplantae; Streptophyta; Magnoliopsida; Vitales; Vitaceae. The record is from RefSeq and is a predicted model, not a curated record. The transcript has 6 exons.
GAAUUCCUCACACCAAAACCCUCGCAUCUCUCUUCAUCCACCUCUUCGUCCUUGUCUUCUCUUGUGUUUUAGGUUUUAAUCUUCAAAGACUCCAGACUGCAAUCUUCUUUGAUUCUUGCGACAUUUGGGGCUUAAUCUAUUCAACGGAACUCCAAAUCUAGGGUUUCAAUGGAUAUUCCUCAAGAAAUUGAUGACUACAUCAAAGAAUCUAUCCAAUACUCACUAGGCCUCCCCGUUUCUGCACAAACUUUGGAGUUAAAGCUUCAAGCCUCCUUAGAAGCCCAAAACCAACUCCGUGAUCGCUGCUUGCAUCUUCAUUCUAAAUUGAAGGAGAAAGACGAAAUCAUCGAACGAACUAGGGCUGAAGCGAGUAUGAAUGCAUUGGCACUGAAAAAGUUCGUUGAGGAGAAUCAAAAAUUGGCUUUGGAGUGUGCGAAUCUUUUGAGUCAGUGUUCCAAGUGGGAGAAAGAGUGCUCUCUCUACGAUCAUGACCGAGAAGCUCUGAUGGAUUUUGGAAAUGAGGCUGAUGAGCGGGCAAAGGAGGCUGAGAUGCGUGUUCGUGAGUUGGAGGAGGAGUUGAGGAGAUCGGUAGAUGAAUUGCGGUUCUACAAGCAUGAAUAUGAGCUACGGACGGUUGAUUCAUCGGUGCAUGGCACAGCUGUGGAAGAAAAUCUACUCGAGUCAGUUUUAGCAACAUUAAUUAAUAAGGAUGGAGGGGUAGCAACUGCACAUGAUUUCUUGGAGGCAAAUAGUGAGCACGAACUGUGCCAAGAGUUGCUGAAAAUGUGGAAUCACUUGAAGCCAUCAACUCAAAGGGUUCUAUCACUUGCUGCUGAAGUGAAGACACUUGAGAAUGAAAGGGAACAUUUAAAGCUCAACCUACACAGAGCUGAAGAAGAGGUGAAGCUGUUGUUUGAUGAAAACAACGUAUUGGAUGAGGAGAACAAAAGAUUGUUGCAGCAAUACCUCAAAGAAAGGAACCAUCCCGGUUCUGGUGGAAAACAUAUCAGUAGCGCUUCUGCCAAGGGCAACAAGCGAAAAUGUAGCCCCAAGACGCAUAGCCCCAUUGAGAGGAAGAUUGAUUUCACUGACCUGGAAUCAUCAAGGCAGCCUUUAUCACCCUUGCAGCAUAACUCUCCUAACCCUAGACUCCAUAAGAAGUGAUAAUAAAUUUUCACGGAUUGCUUAGAUUCCAUCUUUUCUUCUGUUCUUGAAAGUCCAUUUAUCCCAAAUGGUGUUGCUAAUUGUACUUGAGGUAGCUUUUUCUUGAAACUAUAUAUUUGUUGUCUGUAAAAAAUGUGUCACUGAUUUUUGCAGAGAGACUAAUGGACUAAAUCUCUCAUUUUCCCUUUUUUCUUGGGAAUCAUCCAGAAAAUAUUGAUCCAGAGGAGUCUAGUUACUAAUUAAGCAAUCUAUUGCAAUGUUGAAUGCUUUGACCA